UCUGGAAAAUGAAGGGCAUCAUCACACUGACAUGCCAAACACAUGGGCAGUCCAGACAGAGAUAGGGUUGCAUCUUUCGCACUAAAGAAAGGCUCAUCUUGAGCCACAAUGUAUCUAGAGUCAGGUGAUCGUGGCCCGACAUGGUCCGGCACAAAUUGAUAUUGCACCUCAAAGUAGCCGCUGGUGUUAGUAUCUUUGGCGAGAGAUUUUUAGGUAUGUGCCCAUCUAACUGCAGGUAGUUGAUAAGUGAUAGGUAUGUGCCCAUUGAUGAUCUACCGCACAGAUCUCAAAGCGCUCCAAGGUUCGACAAUGUACAUAGAUCUCAAAAUGACACGUGGAUGAAUCCUUCUUGCACGGUGAUACAUCCCUGGUUCCGUGCCGUGGGGAUCCGGGAUCAUAUACAUAAAUAGUUGGAACGUUAUGCUGAAGCUUUUAUUUCGAGCAGGGUUCGGCUACUAUUUCUCCGGCGAACUUGGCCCCUUUCCGGCUCAAACGAAAGGAUGCAAGGAAACAUCGUUGUGUUCCCGUUCUUGGCCCAGGGCCACAUGAACCCCUGCCUCGACCUCACCCGCCUCCUCGCCGCCCGCUACCCCGAACUCACCCUCACCAUCGUCACCACCACCGGCAACCUCCCCCACCUCCGCCGCCUCUUCCCCUCCAAUCGCCUCGCCGACCUGCCCUUCGACCCUGCGGACCACGGCCUCCCCUCCGACGCCGACACCUCCUUCGCCCUCCCCGCCCACCUUAUCGUCCCAUUCCACCGCGCCACCCUAUCCCUCGAGCCCUCCUUCCGCCGCCUCCUCUCCGACAUCUCCACCGCAUCCGACGAACCACCUCUUCUCUGCCUCAUCGCCGACAUGUUCUUAGGCUGGACCGUCCCCAUCGCCCGCUCCCUCGGCGUCUUCCACGCCGUCCUCCACACCUCCGGCCCCUUCGCCAUGUCCAUCUAUAACCAUUUUUGGAGCCACGUUCCCCACGCUCUCUCCGACGCCGACGAGUUCGCCGUCCCGGGCCUCCCCGGCGUCACCAUCCGCCGCUCCCAGCUCUCCCGCAACAUGCUCUCCGCCACCUCCCCCGACGACCCCAACUCCGUCUUCGUUCGCGAGCAGGCCGACCACUGCCGCCGCUCCGACGCCACCCUCUGGAACACCGCUGACGCUCUCGAGAAGCCCUUCCUCCAAGCGUGGGCCAAAUGCACCGGCCUCCCCGUCUUCGCUGUGGGCCCCCUCUUCGCCGCCAUCCCCAAGCCUCCCUCCGGCCGCGGCAUCAAGGACGAAGGUGCCGCCGGUGCGGCGGCCGGUUGCCUGGCGUGGCUGGACCGACACCAGCCGGGAUCGGUGGUGUACGUGUCGUUCGGGUCGCAGAACCGGCUGCCGGCCGCGGAGGCGGCGGCUCUGGUGGCGGCGCUGGAGGGGCAGCGACGGCCGUUCCUCUGGGCGGCGCCGGCAGCGGACCAGGCGCCGGAGACUUUCACCGGGGAGGGGGUGGGGCUGGUGGUGAGGGGGUGGGUCCCGCAAGUUGAGAUCCUGGGGCACACGGCGACGGGGGCGUUCGUGAGCCACUGCGGCUGGAACUCGUCGCUGGAGAGCCUGCGGCACGGGGUGCCGGUGGUGGGGUGGCCACUUGUCGGGGAGCAGCCGUGCAACGCGAAGCUGAUGGCGGAGGAGCUCGGGGUGUGCGUGGUGGUGGGGACCGCAGCGGAGGCGGCGGCGGCGGUAGCGGAAGUGAUGGGGGAGGGAGAUAGGGGAAGGGAGGUACUUCGGAAGGCGAGGGCAGUCGCGGCGGAGAUGGAGGCGGCGGUGUCGGAGUCCAGAGAGGCGAAGGGAUCGUCGCUCAGGGCGUUGGAUGAGUUCGUCGAGAUGAUAAUCAGACGGACGGCGGCAAGUCCGCCCAAGCUAGGGGGUACACCAAAUUAACGGUCAGCGAUGUGAUUGCUAGGUGCUUUGUGCAGCGUGUCCGGCAAGCCGACAGGUGGGGCCGGAUGUUCCCCAUCGUCUUUCUGUACUUCUUUGAAAAAAACGUGACCGGGCUGAUCCCGAUCGCUAAUUCGCUAUCGCUACACAUUUAAUGCAAAGUUUCUCGUAA
Phoenix dactylifera (date palm) is the source of this 2085-nucleotide messenger RNA. Its product is annotated as crocetin glucosyltransferase 3-like. Gene Ontology annotation, molecular function: UDP-glucosyltransferase activity. Lineage: Eukaryota; Viridiplantae; Streptophyta; Magnoliopsida; Arecales; Arecaceae. The record is from RefSeq and is a predicted model, not a curated record.